This is a messenger RNA of Quercus robur (English oak), 1608 nucleotides long. RefSeq lists its product as uncharacterized. The transcript is spliced from 4 exons. The record is from RefSeq and is a predicted model, not a curated record. The coding region runs from base 359 to 1339 and encodes 326 amino acids. Lineage: Eukaryota; Viridiplantae; Streptophyta; Magnoliopsida; Fagales; Fagaceae.
UUCUUUUCCUAAAACUGAACACAAAAACACAGCAUGAACCAUGGUCCACCCCCAAAAGAACUUUUGGAGGAGAAGGGACUCUUUAACUCCUACUACUACUCACUGCUCUACUACUAGAAUCAGAAUGGCGGCCACUCGCUGCUAAGGAAAACCUUCAUCUUUCUCAACUCUUACUUAUACCGUUUCAUCAUCAGGUAAGUUCACUUGUUGAGAAAUUCAUGAACUGAUGCUCUCUUCUUCGCACCUUUUGUUUGAAAACACACGCACACUUGCAUGCAUGUACACAUAAGCAUUUGUUUUGGUGCAAAGAUUUUGCAAUGAUGGUUUACACUUGAUCUCUGAACUUCAGACAAUACAAAUGGGAAACAAAAAAAGGACUAAUGUCGAUAAAAGGGACAUAGUAAAGUGGACAGAACGUUGGGAUGACUUUUUUGUUGAAGCACUUGUUCGCCAACAAAGCAUGGGAAACAGAAUUGACAAGGUUUUCACUACAAAAGCAUAUGAUAAUAUAGUGAAAGAACUGCGUGAAAAGAUUGGCAAGCCAUUUGAAAAAGAUCACUUGAAGAAUCGAAUGAAAACUCUUAAACAUAAUUUCAAUGAGUGUUAUGACCUUUUUAAGGAUACAAAUGGUUUUACAUGGAGUUCGGAAACAAAAAUGUGGACUGCUAAACCUGAGGUGUGGAAGGCAUUGAUAAAGGUAAAACCUGGUGCAAAAAAGUGGAUGACUACACCCAUUGCCAACUACGAUAAGCUGUUGUUGCUCUUUGCAAAAGAAAGGGAUUUUGCAAGGGGUUCGAAGGUGGAUGCGCACCAGCAUGGUACCUCACGAAAUGGAAGCUUACUUUAUGAUAUUAAUCAAGUGACGUCACAGAAUGAAAUUACUCUUACUCUGGAGGACUUGAAUGAUAUGAAUGAUGGUACUAAUCAGUUACCUCCUCCUAUUGAAGCAAAUUCUCAGGCAGAUUCUCAACCACCUUCUCAGUCAGCUACAUCGUUGAAAGGCAAGAAACGAAAGGCUCCAAGGGAUGUAUGUGAGGGAAAUGUUUAUCAAAGGAAAACAGAUGUUUUUGCGAGGGAGUUUGAAAGUAUAAGGGAAGCAAUAAAAGACGUCGCACAGGCAAUCAGGGAGGGAAAUGUUAUUGCGGAAAGAGGCCGACCACGUGUGUACUCAGAACAAGAAGUUUUCACAGAAUUGGUGAAGAUUGGUGUCGAUGUGCAAAUGCGCUAUAAGGCCUACACUUUCCUUAUUGCAAAUGCUGGAAGGGUGAGGGCAUUCUUUGGUUGCCCAGCUGAGGAACGUAAGGAAUUUUUGCUCCAGCUGAUGUAUAGUCCCCCAUAAUCUUGGUAGUUUUCAUUGUUGUUGAUGGGGCUUUUGUAGGCACUGGAAUGGCUGGUGUAUGGCCUUUGAUGACUUUAGAACUCACUAAUAUAGGUUAGAGUCGUCUUUUGUUUAUAUUUCUCAGUGUGGAAAUAUGUUCAUAAGUAGUAUUUGGUUUAUAUGUUCAAAUGAUGUCCCUACCAGACAUUGGAUUUGAUACAAUUAAAGCAUGUUAGUUAUCAAGUCCGCUAUAAAUUAAAACCUCUCUCUCUCUCUCUCUGUUCAUGAUA